AUGGAGAUAUCUGUGCAGAAGACGCAAUACAUUCUCCUGGGAGGCUCUAGGGCGGAACAAGCCAAGGUUGCUCUCACCAUUGGAGGCGCGUCCCUGAAGCGAUCAGACACAGGCUGGGUACGCAUCCUUGGUAUACCCAUCUCCGAGCGUGGUGGUGCAGCCGAAUGGUUAAAGCAAUUGACGCCCACUUGGAAAAAGAUAGUGCACAUCAUUAAACGAAUUUCAACUAAAUUUGGAGGCGCCACCUCCGAAAUCGCGCGCACCCUCGUGUACGCAGUCCUUGUGUCUCGGGCCACGUACGGAGCUGUGUGCUUCCAACUGACAAAGACCCAAGUCGAAAAACUGGAGACCCUCUACCGAGCCGCCCUUCGGGUGAUCACCGGCUUGCCUCGCCACACCCGAGUGGAAGAACUAUACCGCUACGGAAGACUUCCACCCCUACGGUUCAUUAUACAAGAUUGCCGCGAGGGAACCCAGGACCGCCGUCUCCUCACUCUUCAGGGGCAGCGCCUCCUUCUCUCAGACGACCCCACCAUGGCUGCCAUUUUAGACGAGGUUCCACCGCACGUGCCGCCGUGGAUGGACUUCCCCGUCACGAACGGCAGACCACUCAGCCGGAAGACCAACGCCCAACGCUAUGGGCCGCAGCGCGCCACUGUAGCCCGCGCACUCAACGAGCCCUCAACGGACCCCACAGAGAUGCGGCUUUUUACGGACGCAUCCUGGAAUCCGAACACUCAGAUCGCUGCCGUUGUGGCGAGAACCGAAGACGGCUAUCAUCGCCUACAAAAUUACCACCUAAACGAGACACCCUCCACCACCGAAAUGGAGCUCCGGGCGCUUCAAGUCGGUGUAAAUUGGAUUCUCACAGACCACCGAAUUGUGAACGAGCAAACCAAGACGGUCACGAUCUGCACUGACAGUUCCACAGCUAUCCACGCCUUAAUCGGUCCUCCCAGAGUCGGAACCACGGAGUACGCCAUAAAAAGCGGCUGCAACAUAAUAAAAGCACAAAAAGACGUCGCAGUGAAAAUCCAGUGGGUGCCUGGGCACUCCGGUCAAGCGGACAACGAGGCCGCGCACGACCUGGCGAGCGAGGCUUGCACUUCUCGCCGCUCGCAGGGAGUGCCGAUCUACCGUCCAUCGCUUGACCACAGCCCGGAGGAAGAUGACGACGACGGAAGCAAAUUCGGAAAAACCGGUUGA
Messenger RNA from Ixodes scapularis (black-legged tick), 1206 nucleotides. RefSeq lists its product as uncharacterized. Gene Ontology annotation, molecular function: nucleic acid binding; RNA-DNA hybrid ribonuclease activity. The coding region runs from base 1 to 1206 and encodes 401 amino acids. The record is from RefSeq and is a predicted model, not a curated record. The transcript has a single exon. Lineage: Eukaryota; Metazoa; Arthropoda; Arachnida; Ixodida; Ixodidae.